AUGCCCGAAGAAACCAGAUACUUCACCUUGAGCGGCAACGUCCCCAACGGCGGUGUCCCUCCAGGCAGAACGUUGGCCUCGCUAGCGAACCCCCCAUCCGGACCCGACCCCGCCCACCACCCCUUCCGCAACGGCUACGGUCCCCCACCUCCCUACUCCGGACCGCAAGACAACGCCCACCCCCCACGAACGCUGAGCCCCCAUCCAGGAACCCGCCGCGGGCCCCCCCCGUACCAUCCAACCCUGCACCCGGGUCCCCCCCCCCCGGCCCCACCGUACGAGCCACCGGGCCAGUACCUCGACGGCCACCUCCUCCACGGCGCCGGCUGGUCCUACCUCCUCCCCCCCGGCGAGCACACGACCAUCCACUUCGUCGGCGACGGCACCCGCCCCUGCGACGACCCCCGCCCCCGCCCCUUCGCCUUCACCCGCCACAAAAUCCCCUCCCGGACCCGCGUCCGGGACCUCAUCCGCGCCCUCGGCGCCCCAGAGGGGGACGGCGUCGGCGUCACCCAGAUGCUCGAGCUGGGCGACGGCAGGUUCGUGGCCGGGUUGUCGGUCACGCGGGGGGGGGCGGAUGCGGGGAGGGAGUUGGGGGAGGUCGGGUGGAGGCAGGGGAGGGGUGGGGGGGAGCCGAUUUGGAUCGUGGUUUUGGUGUAG
Messenger RNA from Letharia columbiana, 660 nucleotides. RefSeq lists its product as uncharacterized. The transcript has a single exon. Lineage: Eukaryota; Fungi; Ascomycota; Lecanoromycetes; Lecanorales; Parmeliaceae. Bases 1 to 660 code for a protein of 219 amino acids. The record is from RefSeq and is a predicted model, not a curated record.